AUGGAUACCGAGACGGAGCCAAUACCGUCUAUCCUCCCCCAGCGUGAUCCAGCCGUCCAAGCUCUUCUUGGUAAAAUCGACAAGGCCCUCAACCAUUUUGCUCAAGGACCCACCGUCACCAUCUGUCAGCUUUUUGAUCGCCUCCAAGUUGCGUUCUGGAAGUCCGCUUGGGCUAUUCACGCAUCCAAGAUAGCUAGAUCCCUCCCAUCCGGCGAGAUAGAUGUAAGGAACUUCCCCGCCUGGCUCCGUGGACGCAUUCCCAACCCUCGUCUGCAAUCCACCCUUCAUCCUGUCUUCUCUCCCUGGCUUGAUGGGAUUAAAGGCAACACCAAUCACCUGCAGCACUUCCGUAAAGCAUGCAGCGAGGCAUCGUGUUCCUCUCUUGACCUGCUCCUCGAUUUCGGCCUCGAUAUAGCCAAGUCAAUGCACGCCCUACAGGCCAUUUCCAAAGUCACAAGCCCGCCAUCUUCCCUUGAACGGGAGAGCCUCGUCAAUGCCCUAUGGAAUGAGACACUGUCCCGUGCGGACCUCUCCCCGGAAACUCUCCCUACUCCCACAACCCGUGAGCUGACUAAAGCCAUCAAAAGUAAGUAA
Molecule: messenger RNA, 594 nt
Organism: Colletotrichum truncatum
Lineage: Eukaryota; Fungi; Ascomycota; Sordariomycetes; Glomerellales; Glomerellaceae
Source: RefSeq, a predicted model, not a curated record